AUGUUUUCUAACCAGCGAUGCGCCUCCACUUGUCUCUUUCCCCCAUCCCACCAUUCUCUACCAUUCCACUUCUCACCACCAUCGCUCUACAUCACGUCCUGUUAUCCCUGCUCCUUACUCUCUUUUCAUAUUGCGAUCCGACUCCUCCUGACUCUCCAUUUAGUUUUUCCCGCCACCCGUACCCAGUUCUCUUACCACUCAUUCAAUUCAUUCCAAUACACGCGUCUCUUUAUAUGCAUCUUUGGUAUUGGAGUAGAGAAUGGCUUGGGGCACUUUUACCCCAAAAUAACAUACCUUAAAACUAUAUUUUUUAUCAUAUCUAUCUAUCUAUCUAUCUAUCUAUCUAUCUAUCUAUCUAUCUAUCUAUCUAAACACGCUUUCAAAUUCCCUUUUCAUCCAUUGUCUUUUAUAUACUAUUCCCCUUUCUUAUUAUAUUUUCUGUCCCCAACCUGUUACACUAACUCCCCAAUCCCAAUCAAUAACCUCUUAUUUUCUCUAAAUCCCUCUUUCAGUAACUUGUCACUCUCUCUAACUCCUUCCCUCUAUACUUUCUUAGUUAAUUUCAUUUCACGACUCUAUAAUUUCUCUCUCUCUCUCUAA
Molecule: messenger RNA, 600 nt
Organism: Acanthosepion pharaonis
Lineage: Eukaryota; Metazoa; Mollusca; Cephalopoda; Sepiida; Sepiidae
Source: the annotation of a GenBank genome assembly